ACGCCCAUAAGCUAAUUGUGGUACGGUAGGGACUGGCAAAGAUCAGAGAGGAGAAUCAUGACUCCUUUUAUAUGUGCUGGGUGUUCCGAGCCUAUCAUGGAGCGGUUCCUCAUGAAGGUCCUGGAUAAGUCCUGGCACGUGCAGUGUGUCAAGUGCUCCGACUGUCAGUGUCUCCUCAGCGAAAAGUGCUUCUCACGUGACAAUAAGCUUUACUGUAGAUCGGACUUCUUCAGGCAAUACGGGACUCAGUGUGCAUCUUGUAAGGAAGGAUUAUGCCCAGAAGAUCUCGUAAGGAGAGGAGUGAAUAAGAUUUAUCAUGUCCAAUGUUUCAAGUGCUCUGUUUGCCAGAGACAGCUCAACACUGGAGAACAGCUAUACCUAGUUCAAGGAGAGAAGUUCCUUUGCGACAGUUGUUAUCCAGCUCCCGCCCCAUCACAACCAACUGUCCUUCAACAACAGCAGUCUUCAUCUCCUCCCCCUCCCUCUUCCUCUCAACCCAUGGUAACACAGACGACCCCAAUUAACCCUCCCCCCUCCUCGUUCACACCUGCAGCUAAUCCUGUCGGGAGCGGAGCCACAGCUGUCAGCAACGUUUCUGCUAUGGAUGAAAGUUAUUCACCAUCUACGACUGGUAAUGAUCCUUUGAUUGGAUCCGGCGAUAACAGAAAAGGAAAGACAAGAACGUCCAUUAAUCCAAAGCAGUUGAUCGUCCUUCAGGCCACGUACGAGAAAGAGCCACGCCCCUCGAGAGCAAUGAGGGAGGAUCUUGCAGCACAGACCGGUUUGACGGCUAAAGUGAUUCAGGUUUGGUUCCAGAACAGAAGAUCGAAAGAUAAGAAAGACGGCACUAAGGGAGAGCCAGGUGCAGGUCUUUAGACAUUUUGUCUUGAAUCAUACCAUUUGUGUAUUUUUUUCAUCAAUUGACAAUACAUUAAAUAGGUCGUUAUUAUUAUUAUAAAAUGAGACAAUAAAUAUUUAGUCACACUGUCGUUUCCUUUUCAUUAAUGCAUUGAAUUCCCUCUUCUUCAUCAUUUGUUACUCCAUUUUGUACAUCAUUAUCAUUCUUGUUUGAAAUAGGAGGAGAAACUGGUUGGUCA
Messenger RNA from Amphimedon queenslandica, 1097 nucleotides. Its product is annotated as LIM/homeobox protein Lhx1-like. The record is from RefSeq and is a predicted model, not a curated record. Gene Ontology annotation, molecular function: zinc ion binding; DNA-binding transcription factor activity, RNA polymerase II-specific; RNA polymerase II transcription regulatory region sequence-specific DNA binding. The transcript is spliced from 5 exons. Gene Ontology annotation, biological process: neuron differentiation; regulation of transcription by RNA polymerase II. Gene Ontology annotation, cellular component: nucleus. The coding region runs from base 58 to 876 and encodes 272 amino acids. NCBI's taxonomy places the organism in Eukaryota, Metazoa, Porifera, Demospongiae, Haplosclerida, Niphatidae.